This is a messenger RNA of Sinocyclocheilus grahami, 2418 nucleotides long. It is a transcript of the gene zpax2, whose product is annotated as zona pellucida protein AX 2. NCBI's taxonomy places the organism in Eukaryota, Metazoa, Chordata, Actinopteri, Cypriniformes, Cyprinidae. The record is from RefSeq and is a predicted model, not a curated record. Bases 96 to 2138 code for a protein of 680 amino acids. The transcript is spliced from 19 exons.
GAGUUCAUUAAUCACCUGUUGCUGAGGUCGCGCUUUUUAGUAGAAGACACGGUUGAUGGUUUCUGCGUGAUAUACAUUAACAAAGAUAUCAAAUAAUGGAAUGCUUUGAAAUAGGGGCUUUAUGGGUAAUGGUCACUAUAAUAUGCAUUCAUGCUGAUACCUCUGAAGAUGGAAUCCAAGCUGAAUGUCUUGGGAAUAGAGUACAGUUUAUCCUCCCCGGUUCUUUGAGUGCAGGGAAUCCUUUAGAGGUGUAUGCAGUCAAUAACACGCAUACAGUCCUUCUCUCACCUCAUCUGGCGGCUCAGUGUGGCUAUAAACAGAAAUCUGAUCCUUGGGGGAAUAUGAUAGUCUCAGCUUCCCUACAGAGUUGUUUUGCAGAGAACCAGGGUGACAAGGAGUUUAAAGUAGCCGUGCAGUUUAAACUGUAUGAAAUCCCCACGCUAUCUGAGAAAGUCCAUGAAGUGUUCAAGUCCUGCAGUCACACCAUGAUUUCACGAGAGAUUUUGUGUGAGACGAACUUCAUGGAGGUAUCCGUAAGGAAUGCGUUACCAGAAAUCAAGAUUGAACCAGUAAAAGAGUGGCCCACAGUUAUACCUAACUUGCAACUUUGGAAAAUCCUACUGUACACCCCUGGAGAGAAGGCGUUUGAUAAAGACGCCCUACAAGCGAUGGGCUACAGUGUUUACAGUUCUCCUACACGACUGGUCAUGCGAAGCCCAUUUGACAUGGCUGAAAACUUUAUCCAAAAUGUUGACAAUGUUGAUAUGAUGGUGUUCAAAUCAGUGGUCCUGUUCCGAGACCGCUGGGUCAUGACUAUUGUGGAGUCGGCAGCUGCCUGUCCAAUCAAUGGAGCUUCUGUUGUGGGUCAGAUGAUUUAUUGGCACGUUCCUCUGCGCAUAACCCCUUUGGUGUCAUCGGAAGUUGAAAUCCUGGAGGUGCACUUGGGUGUUAAUGGCAGAAGGUUCACACCUGAAGAGAUGGGCAGCCAUAACUAUGUCAUGGCCAUCACAGAUUCCCAUAUCGUUGUUGAGAUUCCCAUUGGGGCUGCUGAUGGAUACUACAAGAGUCAUGUUCUUAAUGACCAACAAUUGUCUGUUCAGUUGGCUGGAAUCAUGGGAAGACUUGACGUGGAAAUUUAUGAUUCCUUGAAUAACUGGAGUAUCAGAGAGUUCUCUCUUGCCUGCCCCUUUUUUGUAAAAUUGUCAGAGUGUUUUUCUAAUGGAACGAUUACGGUGGUACUUCCCAAACUGGAAUCGGUACCACAUCUUCAUCCCGGUGAACUCUCUCUAAGAGACCCGGCAUGCAAACCCUACGACAAUGAAGACUACUUUGCUUAUUUCCACUUUAAUGUCACCAGUUGUGGAACCACACGAAAGUUUGUUGGGGAUACCAUGGUAUACGAAAAUGAAGUCACCAGGAAGAAAGCUGAACCUUUGUCACAGACCUUCGAAAACCCUGAGCCAGAAUACAGGUUCAUGGUGUCCUGUGUUUAUAUUGCAAACGCCACCCAAAGCAUGAACUUCGAGACGGUUUCGCACUUUAAGGAGCCGUAUGCAGAUGUUGGGAAGGGUGAACUCACCAUUAGCCUGAGGCUUUCUAAGGAUAUGGUUUACCGACUCUUCUAUCAUGAUGGUGACUACCCAGUUUUAAAGUUUCUGAAACAGCCCCUCUAUUUUGAGGUGGGUAUGAAUCACUCCAGUGACUCCAGGUUAGCAGUAGCCCUGGAAAACUGUUGGGCGACACUCACCGAGGACAAAGAAUCCAAACCUAGAUGGGAUUUAAUAGUUGAUGGAUGUGCCAAUCCUAAAGAUCCUGAACAGACCAUCAUCCGUCCUGUAGUCGCAGAUGAGAGAGUGAACAUCCCAGAUCACUUCAAAAGAUUUGAGGUUAAAACAUUUACUUUCACAGAGGAUUAUGAGAGUUCUAAUAGUGAGAAUGCCACAUUGGCCAGAAGGGUAUUCGUUCAUUGUGACGUCAUUAUUUGUCAUGCCAAGAACACUGCUGAUGGGCGUUGUUACAAACAGUGUGAGGCGGCUCAGAAUCUGAUUGGUAGCAGCUCAAGUCGAGUUCGCAGAAGUACAAGCUUUUCAGAUGAAGCUCUGCAGCAUGUGUCUAUAGGCCCCAUUCUGUUGAUGUAAACCUGUAAGUUUUACAUUUUCAAAUUAUCACAGGAAAUGAACUUUACUAAUUCUGAAGGCAUCAACACAAGGAGAUUUCUGGUUUUGUACACAUGGUGCAACAUGAAACUCAAAUUGUCAUAUAGCUGAUGCAGAUGAUGAUGUGAAUCUGUGGACAUUGAUUUAAUAAAACCUACCCUGUGAAACUUCCAAAAUCAUUACACAACUGACACUCUCCCAUUGCAAUUACUUAAUGUAGAUGAUUUGAUUGUCUCAAGCUUAAUAAAGCGUUUUAACCCAA